This is a messenger RNA of Danio rerio (zebrafish), 991 nucleotides long. RefSeq names its product partner of NOB1 homolog (gene pno1). Lineage: Eukaryota; Metazoa; Chordata; Actinopteri; Cypriniformes; Danionidae. Gene Ontology annotation, molecular function: nucleic acid binding; RNA binding. The record is from RefSeq and is marked validated. Gene Ontology annotation, cellular component: nucleolus; cytoplasm.
GGCCGACGCCACAUGUCGAUGGUAAACAUCUGUGCUGGAGUGUAGUUUUUAAUAAAUUAGUAAACUAUGGAAUCUGUAUCAGAUUCGACAGCAGAAGUAAGCGCUACUAUGGAUUGUGAUGGAAACACAGAAGCGUUUGAGAAAGUCAAAAGUAAGAAAAGAGAGAAGCGCAAGCGCGCCGCGGCGGAGAUGGACACGCAGACCGAGGAGAGCAGCAGCAGCGCGCCGGUGAAAAGGCCACAUUUCCCGGCCCUGUCCGGAGACCAGCUCGGGGGCGGUGUGGAUGAAAUGCGCAAAGUGCCGGUUCCUUCUCACCGAUACACACCUCUGAAGGAAAACUGGCUGAAAAUCUUCACCCCCAUCGUGGAAAACCUGCAGCUCCAAGUGCGAUUCAACCUCAAAACAAGACAGGUGGAGAUUAAAACGUGCAAAGAAACGCAGGACAUCGGUGCUCUGACCAGAGCUGCAGACUUCGUGAAGGCCUUCGUGUUAGGAUUUCAGGUGGAGGAUGCUCUUGCGCUGAUCAGAUUAGAUGAACUGUUUUUGGAAACAUUUGAUGUCACAGAUGUUAAACCUCUGAAAGGAGAUCAUCUGUCCAGAGCCAUCGGCAGAAUAGCAGGAAAAGGAGGAAAAACAAAGUUUACUAUUGAGAACGUCACCAAAACCAGGAUCGUGCUCGCAGACACGAAGAUUCAUAUAUUGGGGUCUUUCCAGAAUAUUAAAAUGGCACGAACAGCAAUAUGCAAUCUCAUUCUCGGCAGUCCUCCAUCUAAGGUGUAUGGGAAUCUGCGGGCCGUGGCCACUCGAUCAGCGGAGAGAUUUUAAACACUUGAAGAUCAGCUCCUGCAAAACACACGGAUCACAGACUGACACACAAACACAUCUAAUUUCUAUUGUUAGAGCCACAUGGGCCUGAAAAUGUCUAUGAUGAACCAGUGGACUCAACAUUACUGCUGCUUCACACAAUAAACACAUCAUGAGUGAACAGAAA